AUGGGUGACUGGAGCUUUCUAGGGCGGCUGCUGGAGAAUGCUCAAGAACACUCCACUGUGAUCGGAAAGGUUUGGCUGACCGUCCUCUUCAUCUUCCGCAUCUUGGUGCUGGGCGCAGCGGCCGAAGAGGUUUGGGGCGACGAGCAGUCCGACUUCACUUGUAACACUCAGCAGCCCGGUUGCGAGAAUGUCUGCUACGACGAGGCCUUCCCCAUCUCCCACAUCCGCUUCUGGGUGCUGCAGAUCAUCUUUGUCUCCACGCCCACCCUCAUCUACCUGGGCCAUGUGCUGCACAUCGUCCGCAUGGAGGAGAAGAGGAGGGAGAGGGAGGAGGAGCUCCGGAAGGCCGGCCGGCACCAGGAGGACCACGACCCCCUCUAUCACAACGGAGUCGGCAAUGGAGGAGGUGGGAAGAAGGAGAAGCCGCCGAUUCGCGAUGAGCACGGGAAGAUCCGCAUCCGCGGGGCGUUACUGAGGACCUACAUCUUCAACAUCAUCUUCAAGACUCUGUUUGAGGUGGGCUUCAUCCUGGGACAGUACUUCCUCUACGGCUUCUACCUGAGGCCGCUCUAUAAAUGUGGCCGCUGGCCCUGCCCCAAUACUGUGGACUGCUUCAUCUCCAGGCCCACUGAGAAGACGAUCUUCAUCAUCUUCAUGCUGGUGGUUGCCUGUGUCUCUCUGCUCCUCAACCUGCUGGAGAUCUACCACCUGGGCUGGAAGAAAGUCAAGCAGGGGGUCACCAGCGAGUUCAUACCCGACCGUGAGCUGCCGCUGCAGAGUGGAGACGAGCCGGGCGACGCAGAGACCAUCUCCGAGCAGAUCUCUCCGCCGGCGCACGACUGUUUGCCGGUGUACGCCAGCGUGAACGUGGUGGGGGUUGGGGCAAAAGAGGGAGGAGCCUCUAUGCCCGCCAGAUUCAAGAUGGACCGUGAUGACUUCCUGUUGGAGUCCCUGCCCACUUCUUUUUAUGGCGAGAAAGGGAGUGUCGGGAGCCACGAGCGGCUGAUGGCAAUGGAGCAGAACUGGAGCAACAUGGCGAUGGAGCUCAACAAUCUGGAUGGAAAAAACUCCUCCCCCUCCUCCUCCUCCUCCUACCCUCCUCCUCUUCCCUCUCCCCCUAUCUCCGCCUCCUCCUCUCCUCAUGAGGAGACCAACCCACCACUUCCACAAGGGGAGCAACACUCCACUUUUCCCACACUUCCUCGCCACACCCCUCUUUCCCCCCUCGCACCAGAGGAGGCGGCGGUGGAUGAGGUUAACACGUCUCCUCAUAUGGUCCCAAGUGACGACUUCACCGUGGUUACCAGGGCGGAGAUGCAUCCGCCUCCUGUUUCCGCCGUGAGAGACGUCGUGAAGCCGAGUCGGGCCGGCAAAAGCGGCGGCGUCCGAGCUCGCCCCGAUGACCUGGCAGUGUAGCUAAAACACACACAC
Molecule: messenger RNA, 1431 nt
Organism: Anoplopoma fimbria (sablefish)
Lineage: Eukaryota; Metazoa; Chordata; Actinopteri; Perciformes; Anoplopomatidae
Product: gap junction alpha-3 protein-like
Exons: 3
Coding region: 1-1416 (471 amino acids)
Biological process (GO): cell communication
Cellular component (GO): connexin complex
Source: RefSeq, a predicted model, not a curated record